CGGGUUUGAAACAGCUAUGACAUUAGUAGCAAUAAAGUGCAAGAAAUUAAAAUGUUAAAGAUUUUUUUUAUUGUGAUAUUGAAUGGAUUUGUAUUUUCGUCAACUGAUGUUUAUACCAAGACGGAUAAGUUAAGAACCGUACAUGCUCCCAAUGCAAUUGACAAGAAAUCAACAAAGUCACCUGAAGAUCCAUUAGAAAAUAUGCAAACGAUUCUGAACCUUGAAUCGUAUACAAUUGAUAAUUUUGUUAUGGGCGAUGAAAAGGACUUUAAACUCUUAUUGACUAAUGUGACAUUUAGUGGAGCUGCAAAUUACAAAAUUAAGAAAGACUGCAUUGGAACUAGAAACCACACGCAAGAAGCUACAAUUAUAACACCACAAAUCAAAAUCACAAGUUCCUAUAUUCUUCAAGGAACAAUCCAAGAAAAGACACUAACAACAACAGGACAAUCGCUAAUAGUUCUCAAAAAUUAUGUUGGACGAAUCAGCUUCUCAAAAGCUAUGGGAUUGAGUGCCAAAAUUCUGGAAGGAAAAGUUCACAGAUUUAAAUUGACAAAUUUAUUUGACGAUUAUAAAAUUCUUCAAGUUGCAAUCAAUGAGAAAUAUUUACAAAAUUCAACAUACUUUAUGGAUAAUAUUAAUCCAAUACUUAAUAAGAAAGUCAGUGAAAUUUUUGUCAGAAUUUUUAACAAAUUGACUGUAGUUAAUAAAGUUUAAGGCAAGUGUAUUUUUAAGACAAUUUGG
Chironomus riparius is the source of this 744-nucleotide messenger RNA. The record is from the annotation of a GenBank genome assembly. Lineage: Eukaryota; Metazoa; Arthropoda; Insecta; Diptera; Chironomidae.